This is a messenger RNA of Linum tenue, 1044 nucleotides long. The record is from the annotation of a GenBank genome assembly. NCBI's taxonomy places the organism in Eukaryota, Viridiplantae, Streptophyta, Magnoliopsida, Malpighiales, Linaceae.
UAAAAGGAAAAUUCUAAGUAAUUUGACUAAGAUUACAUGUAAUUUAGACAAGAACGGGUCGAGAAUGGGGCGGGUCAGGGCAGGUCGGGUCGCUGAGACUACCCAUGCCCGCCCCGCCCCGCCUACGGAGCGGGUCGGACCCGCCCCAAAACAGAUCAAACAGAUCGGGUAAAACGGGUCAGGUCGAAAUUGCCAUCCCUACUGGCCACGCGACAGCCACCAUUCACUGCACUUUUACCGUCUCCAACAUAACAACAUAGCCCAAAGGGGGGAAUACAAAAAUCCGGUUAUGCCUGUCACCUGUAAGCUGGAACACUUAUCUAUUAUCUAUCGGGAGUAAAAAAGAAGCUAACCUUUCUUCAGUUGCGACAAUGUCAGCAGCUCUGCAAACCUCUGCAUCUUCCACUCUCUUCGGCACCAUAAACUGCAACACCACAGCUUCUUCUCUGAGACCUCCCAAAUCCAUCUCUACCCGAUUCAGAAUCCGAGCUACCCGAGAAAAAGCUGAACUCAAAACCCCACCUCCACCUUCCUCCCCAGACGAAAUUACACAGAAGUACGGCCUCGAAGCCGGACUGUGGAAGAUAUUCAGCUCCAAGGACGAGAAAAAAACUGUAGAUGGUGGCGCGCAGGAGAAAUCAAAGGGAGACCAAGCUAAAGAACUGCUUACCAAAUAUGGCGGAGCUUACUUGGCCACAUCGAUAAGCCUCUCCAUCAUCUCCUUCUCCCUCUGCUACGCUCUCGUCAAUGCCGGCGUCGAUGUUCAAGCUCUGCUGCAGAAGGUGGGGAUUUCUACGGAUGCCACGGGGGAGAAAGUCGGGACCUUUGCAUUGGCUUAUGCUGCACACAAAGCUGCAUCUCCGAUCAGGUUCCCUCCGACAGUGGCGCUUACUCCGAUCGUCGCCGGCUGGAUGGGGAAGAAGGCUGACCAAAAAGAAGCAGAAAAGUAGAACAAAACAUCUGAUGUAACAGUAAUACGUACAUAAUGCUCUGUAUUGAGAUACAAAUUUACAUGAUCCGGAAUCCAGCUGCUCUACAGAUGAC